AUGAAAACUUCCAUAACUUCAUGUGUUUCUUCUUUUUGUCAAGUUGUUAGGCGUUAUGACAUUGCUAGCAAAAUAAAAGGAAUCAAUGAAAGGCUAGAUGAGAUUGCUGAGGAGAAAGAUAGAUAUCAUUUGACAAAAAUAGAAACCAAACAAUUUAGACGAGUAGAGAGUACAUCUUUUAUUGAUGUGUCCAAGUUACAUGGUCGAGAUGAGAUUAAAAAAGAGAUAGUGGAGAAAUUGUUGAAUGGGACUAGUGAAGAAGGCUGCAUUCAGACCAUCUCUCUAGUAGGGAUGGGAGGGAUCGGAAAAACAGCUCUUGCUCAAUUGAUCUGUAAUGAUCAACAAGUUCAAGCACACUUCAACAAUGUAAUUUGGAUGUGUGUCUCGGACAAAUCUGAUCUAAACAAAAUUGCGGGAGCAAUUUUAGGAAGUCUGGACAAAGGUUCAGCUACCAAUCUCCAAAAUCCAAUUCCCUCAGACGAUGUUCUUCUGGCCAAAAUUUGUGAAAAAAUCAGAAGUGCAAAAUUCUUGCUUGUUUUAGAUGAUGUGUGGGAAGUCCGUGAUGAAGUUUGGGAUCCACUAAAAGCUGCUUUUCAACAAGGCACGUCUGGAAGUAGGAUUUUAGUGACUACUCGUAACGAAUCAGUUGCAACGGGGAUGGGAUCCUUUCAAUCUCAACUGUUUCGUUUGAAAGAAUUAUCUGAUGAAGUGUGCUGGUUAAUACUUAGUCAAUUGGCCUUUAUGGGAAAGGGAAAUGAGUUGCGUGGAAAGUUGGAGGAUAUUGGAAGGAAAAUAGCAAAGAAGUGUAAAGGUUUGCCGCUUGCUGCAAAGACUUUGGGAGGUUUGUUACGGGAGAAAAAAUCUAAGGAUGAGUGGCAACAUAUUCUGAAUAGUGAGAUGUGGAAAUUAAAUGUUGCAGAAGAAUACAUUUUCAGACCUCUCUUGCUAAGUUAUUAUGAUUUGCCCUCACAAACAAGACCGUGCUUAUUGUUGCAAUCUUUCCCAAAGAUUUUGUUUUUUGGCAAACUAAAUUAA
Messenger RNA from Durio zibethinus, 1035 nucleotides. Lineage: Eukaryota; Viridiplantae; Streptophyta; Magnoliopsida; Malvales; Malvaceae. The record is from RefSeq and is a predicted model, not a curated record.